Messenger RNA from Linum trigynum, 2685 nucleotides. NCBI's taxonomy places the organism in Eukaryota, Viridiplantae, Streptophyta, Magnoliopsida, Malpighiales, Linaceae. The record is from the annotation of a GenBank genome assembly.
UUAUUGGUACUAUGAUAAUAUAAUCUUUUUUUUUUAUUUAUUAUCAGGCAAUAAUAGAGCGCUUCCCAUCAUUCAUUUCCGAGCUGCAAUGUUUCACCUCCCAUCCAAAUUAGGUAAGAAACCAACAUGACUGCUUUUGUUGGUGCAAUAAGUUGGACUCUGCUGAGGGGAAGUACUUGUUUCCCUAAUUUUUUCACAACAAAAACCCAUUAUUACCAUUAUUCACCCACCAAAUUUGUGAAAAAUUACUACUUCUUACUUACUUUGCGCAACUUCCCCAAGUAUUAAACUGGUAAUAUACUUGCAAACUAUUAAAAAGAUAAUUAUAAUGACCAUGGAACAGGAGUGGAGAAUGGGUAUCUAUGGCAAGAUGGCGGAAGAUGGUACUUGGCGAUCGAGAACUUUGUGGAGGAAGAUGGUACUUGGCGGACGGAGCUUUUCGAAGACCUCAUCCCGAGCGAGGUGUCCCAGAAGAUCCUUAGCAUUGGCGUUGACAAGAUGGCCACAGAGGAGGAUACCAUCUUUUGGUCGGCCUCGUCGGAUGGAAGAUUCUCGGCUAAAUCAGCUUAUUCUCUUCAGAACCAGAGUCCGCCAGAUCCGGAUGAGGGAAUCUGGAAGAUCAUUUGGAGUCUGCCUGUUCCGGAAAGGAUAAGGAGUUUUAUGUGGCUGGCCUUCUUGGGGAAGUUGGCCACGAAAUCUCUUCUAUUCUCAAGGAAAGUUACAGACAGCCAGAGCUGUGUUAGCUGCGGACAUCCGGUCGAAUCCAUCCUGCAUUUGUUACGAGAUUGCACUGCGGCCAGGUAUUUUUGGCUCCGUCACAGUCCGUCCGGGCUUCAGUCGUGCUUCUUCACCAUGGGCGAGCGGGAUUGGCUGCGCGAGAAUCUUAGGAGCAGCGAGAGCUUGGGCUCGGGAAUGAGCUGGCCAGCUUGUUUCAGUGUUGCAUCUUGGCUUCUUUGGAAGAAUAGGUGCACGUUCUGCUUCAGAGGGUCAAGCUCUGCACUCUCUCCUCCUUCCCUGGAGUACUCGAUCAUGGCAAAGUGUAAGUUGUGGUAUGAGGCUUGGCAAGCCCCCUCCCCCCUCCCCAGUGACAGAGGGCAGACGAGCACUCGUACUACGGUGAUGAUUGGGUGGACUCCCCCGAUACAUGGUUGGGUGACUCUUAACGUGGAUGGGGCCUCUAAUGGCAACCCGGGAGCUGCUGGAGCAGGAGGGGUGCUCCGCGACUGUGCAGGUAAUUGGAUUGCUGGUUUCACUGCGAAUUUCGGGACGGCCACGGCUAUUUUGGCUGAGUUAUGGGCUGUGUAUCAUGGUUUGGAUAUGGCUUGGAAGAAAGGGUUUAGGGCUGUGCGCCUGGAGUCUGAUUCCCAGCUCGCGAUCCAGCUCAUCAACAACAGAAGUGAUCCUGUCCACCCUCAUGCUACCCUCCUCUCAGCUAUCCGUAGGAAGAUUGGCCGUGAGUGGCUGGUAAGCAUUAAUCAUGUAUACCGGGAAGGGAAUAGAGUCGCGGACUGGCUCUCGAAGCACAGUCUCGUCUAUCCCUACGGGGUACAUGAAAUUGCUAACCCGCCCUCCGAGUUAGUUUCUAUUGUUAGAGAGGAUGCUAUGGGUGUUUCUUUCGAGCGUCGGAUUGUGACGCCUGACUCUUCUAGCUUGUAAAGACCCCUGGGUCUUCUUCUUUGGCUUUUGCCUCCCUUUAUGCAAAAAAAAAAAAAAAAUCUAUGGCAAAAAAAACAAAAAACAAAAAAAAACAGAAGUGGAGAAUGGAGAUGUGGGCCCAUCCCAUUAUUGGGCUUGGGUCGUAAUUAUCCUCAAGGGAAUCCACUUGAGGGGGAGCAGAAGGGCCCGGGCCCAUUCGUUUCUCCUACGCUACGCAGAUGGGGAACGGGAAUCACAGAAUGGGGCCCACCCACCACCUGCUCAAAAAAUUUAUUCUCCUCCAAUUUUAUAAAAGCGAAAAAAAAAAAAAACAGUCCUCUAUCUCCCGAUUAACGCGAACUGACGAGUUUUCCCUCUUCUCCGCUCUGCUCCCGCUAUUUGCCGCCGGCGUUGUUUGGCGGUGGUUUCUGCUUUCCUUAAUUCCGAACUCAGUUCAGGGCUUCGAACCAAAGGAAGGCAGAAACAAAGGAGAUGCAGAUCUUCGUCAAGACGCUCACCGGCAAGACCAUCACUCUCGAGGUCGAGAGCAGCGACACCAUCGACAACGUCAAAGCAAAGAUUCAGGUCUCUCUUUUCUCUCUCUCCCAGUCUCUCUAUUGUUCCUCUAGUGGGUCGCUGAAUGGUUUCGGUUUAGUGUUCGGGAUUGAAUUCCGGAGCUUCGAGUCGGUAAUUUGAGCUUGUGCCGUCGGAAGAUGAGACUGGAUAUUUGAGUCGUCUUUAGUUCAUUUGUCCAAUUGAGAUUGUUGUUCAUGAUGGCCAACUCUGUCUUGGGCAUGUGUUAGACUAAUGGUAUGAUCGGUUUUAGAUUAUGGAGCUUAAAUUGAUUGGAGCAAGUAAGAUUAGUAUUUUAAGUUGGAACUUAGAACAUAGUCUUUGGUGUUAUAUUUCACAAGCUUAUAGUCUGGAACCGGGAAAAUGUUGGCAUAUUAUACGGUUCGUAGAAACUCGUUCUCUUUGGGUUUAUUCUGAUCCUCGACUUUUCGCCGAAUCUAUUUAUUAGAUUAGUAGCAAUUAAGAUUAGUAGCGCGA